AAAAUAAAUGAUCAUGAUAUUAACAUUUUGUUUUCCACCAUUGAUACAGGAAAUUCAGUGAUGAUAAAAAUUCCGAACUUCAUUUGCAAUUUAAUAUUAAUAUCGUAAUACAUUCAGGUUAAUCAACUAGAUAUUUGUUUUAUAUUCCAUUUGACUCUUACAUUAUUUAUUUGUAGGCAUCCUGAACGGCUUAAGAUUAUCUCUGAGUUUCGGAUAAAUAAAGACCUGUAUUUUCGAAUAUGUUCUUGAAAUUCUUAGCAAAAAUCCUAUUCCUGAAUCACACCAUCUUCAAGAUUCCUGUUGUGACUAAAGUUUGUGUAGUUGUGAGUUGGCACGUGUCAUUAACGUUGUUUAGUAAACAGUCUCGUAUCAAGUAUGGCUGGGCGUGGAUAUGUUUUGUUAAAGUUUACAUUGAGCUACUAGUGAUACCAUCAGAACGACCAGUCAUACUUGACCUCUGUGUUUGUACGAGUUUAAAAGCAAUCCCGUUUUAUUUGGUCUCAUGUUCGAUGGAACAUGUAAUUUUUUCUUUUUUCCAACAAAGAAUUUAACUUUGUGCUUUGAAUUUAAUAUGACAAAGGAGUCCUGAAAGCUAUAAAACAAAAAAAAACACAUACAAAGUUAUAAAGAGAAAACCCAGCAAUAAGUCGUCAAAAAACCCUGCCAAAAAGAAUUAUACAAACAUUUUCACAAUUCAUAAAAUUUCGUAGACAUUUAUAAAAUUAAAUUAGAGUUUCCGUUUUUAAUUUUGUUCAGUGCCAGUAGCUGAUUUAACGUGGAGGCUGUACAUAAGAUGUUACUGUACAAAGAUGGAUCAACUAAGAGACUAUUAAUGCUACAGAAACCUGGAACCGCUAUAUAACACUCUGACAUCAUGAGUCCUCUCAAUGAGGUCAUGAAUGUGACGGAGAGCCCCUCGGCUCCAGUCGAUCCCACACUCAUUUUCGGUCCACAAAGAGACCCUAUGUCCAUAGUACUGCCGAUAACAAUUAUAUAUUCACUUAUAUUUAUAACUGGACUCCUGGGAAAUAUAUUCACAUGCAUAGUCAUAGUAAGGAAUAAAAGCAUGCACACGGCUACAAACUACUAUUUAUUUAGUUUAGCUAUGUCAGAUCUGCUUUUACUUGUAAGUGGGAUGCCACAGGAGAUGUAUUCAAUAUGGUCGAAGUGGCCGUAUGUGUUUGGACAUAGUUUUUGUGUGAUAAGAGGUCUAGCGGCAGAGGCUUCAACGAAUGCCAGUGUUUUAACAAUAACUUUGUUUACGGUGGAGAGGUACCUAGCGAUAUGUCAUCCAUUUGUGUCACACAAGAUGUCGAAGCUGUCGCGAGCAACGAAGCACGUGAUGUGUUUGUGGGUAGUGGCGGUGAUGCUGGCGUUACCUCAAGCGCUACAGUUCGGCAUUCGGGAGCACAAAGGAGUAGCGAUGUGCCUGCAAACAAAAGUCAUCAUAGAACACUCGUUUGAAAUAUCGACGUUUUUCUUCUUUUUGGCACCGAUGGUGCUGAUCACGGUGCUAUAUUCACUGAUAGGGCUGAAACUGAGAGAAACAAGCAUAAGUAAACAACAGUCACAAAAAGAUUUCGAAUCAGCAGUGAGAUGCACACAUAAAAUAAAUCGAAAACACAACCAGUCCACAAAGAGAGUUGUCAAGAUGUUGGUGGCAGUGGUGGUGGCAUUUUUCAUCUGUUGGGCGCCUUUCCACGCUCAGCGGCUCGUCGCGAUAUAUGGCACUACUGAGCACCACCGCGCACGGUCACCAAUUCUCCUUUCUGUGUACUCUUUCCUUACCUACACUUCUGGGGUCUUCUACUACAUGUCUACGUGCAUCAACCCCAUAUUUUACCAUAUAAUGUCCAAUAAAUUUAGAGACGCCUUCAAGAACUCAGUGAUGCUCUGGUGCUGCCGGUCCAGCGAGAGGGCGGCAGCGAAGCGCUGUUCCUACACAGCCAUCGCCUUCCAACGGAAUCCAACGUCCAGCGGUACUGUGCACUCAGGUAAUUCAUUGAAGAACUCGUUGCGGCAGGAGCCAAGUAUCCGCAACAAGUUGAGACACGACAGCAGAGAUCAGUUUCUGCCAACAGUGAACGUCUGCCACAACGGCAGGACCAUAGUCACACCUCCACUCCAUGACUACAGGACAUGCAAACACCAGCAGCCUCCCAAGGAUGAGAUUAUUAACAAUAGAAACUCGUACCUCGACACAACAUUGCGAAUAGCAGACGAAAGGAAAAGACCAUGCUCCCCAGUCUGCUGUUCCUAUCCUUCAUCCCCUGCUGAAAUAAUCACAAUUACCCCCGACGGUAUAGUACCAAUAGAAAGGACAGAUUACUCAGCAGACGGGUCAGAAAACUAUCAGAAGGAAAUUAAACUAAGAAUAAUACAACAUGAAAAAGAAUUUGGAUAAAAUGACUUCUAUUAUGUGAAACCUACAUCGCGGCAAUAAUAUCAUACAGUACUCCGACUUCAUUAUACAAACGGACGAAACGCAAGCUAUACCUACCUGCGCGCCUCGAUGUCGGGUCGCGCUCGAGGCGCAGAUAGUCACGACACGGCUGUACCGCAGUGAAGGACGGUGUGUUGUUUUUAACAAUAACCGCGCAAUUUUUCUCUAACAUCAGUUCGAGUAUAUCUACGUCUACACUUCUGCACUUUGUAUAAAGAGGAAAAAAUAGAUUUUUUGUUUGUUUGAAUUGAAUAGGCUCCGAAAAUGCCGGACCGAGUUAAAAAAAUCUCUUGCUGUUAGUAUCCUACAUUAUCGAUGAUGACCAUAGUCUAUAUAUAUUUAAUAAGACGGAAAAAAGUGAACUGAGUAAAAAUAUCGAUAAUGUAACCCGAUGUAUAUACUACCAUAAACCUCCGCAUAUUGCUUUAACCUUUGUCUGCCAAUAGAAAACUGUUUUCAAGGACUAAUAAUAGUAUUUAGCUGGAUCAGAAUUAGAGAUUUUAAAGGAAAAAUACGAAUUCAAUUAACUGAGUACAUUUUAUUCAUGGACUAGGUUUUGCCCACGGUUUCAAGAAAAGAGUUUGUGCCCGAUAUUUUGAUGGUCACAAAUAUGAUACCUACUCAUUUUAGAUUUUUUGAAAAUGACGAAAUGCUCCAUACAAACUUCCAUCCCCUGUUUUAGGGAAGUGGUAGGUUAGAAAGAACAAAAUGUCGCCUAUGCUACUUUCAAUCCUUGCAACUAUCCUCACUCAACAAAAAAGUCGGAGGGUACAGCUAAUAUUUAAUAUGACGAGAAGGAAAUAUUGUGCUGUUAUUGGUUGUAUUUUUUUUGCAAAUAUUUUUCGGUCGCAAAUUUAUAAGACUGAUUGGUUUUUCAAACAAAAACAAAUUUAUAAAAUUAAAUCUACCGAUAAAAAAACAACACGCCUUUUUAUUGAACAUUUCCUAUUCAAUAUACAAAGUAUUUCAUUUGUUUAUUUAUUUAAAAAAAUGAUAUUUACAGUCACAAAUUAAACUAAAUAGGAACAGAAAGUAAGCAAAUGUACCUAAUUAAAAUGCUGGAGACGGGUAGCCCGUGGGCAGCCCUAAUGUAUACGUCAUGCGGCCGAGUUACGCUACUGUAUGAUAAUAUUACCGUGCCAAAAGGUACAUAAUUGAACAAUUUCCUCAAUAUUUUGGCAUCAGCGUUACCCACAAUGCAAAUAAUAGACGUAGGUACAAGAUAAUGAUACAAACAAUAACUUGUUUAAGUCUAGUUUUAUUAUCUGUCAACUUUUAAUAUCUGUCAACUUUUAAUAUCUAAUUCUAUCGAAUUGUAGGUACCUACGUGCCUAAGUAAUUGAAAAUAUAAUUCAGGAAAUGUGCUCAUAAAAAACCAGUUCCAUUUACAAAGCGAGUCCAUUAUUUUCUUUUAGUAUCUACAUUUUUAGUGACUUGAAUUAAUUUGUUAUUUCGAAUUAACCAUGUAACUGAAAAUUUUAACACCCCGUUACAAAAUGUGGCCACCAUGUUUGAAACAAUAAUUCAUAGCUUUUUAUAUUAUUACAGGAGUUGAUUCCGGAGUCCCAUUACAUUUUGACGUUGUAUUGUCGUUACAUCGACAUUAUUGUCUCACAUAUACAUACAUACAUUAGGUAAAGGAUCAGAUAAUGUGUCAAUGAGAAUAUCAAAAACAUUAUUUUUUUAAAGAGUAACGAUGGAGUUUCUUGCUCGUUCUUCUUCCUUCGAAGCUGCACUUUGGAGCGAGCGCCUAGCUUCACUGACAGACAGACGGACGGUCGGACGGUUCAGUUUUUGA
Molecule: messenger RNA, 4241 nt
Organism: Spodoptera litura
Lineage: Eukaryota; Metazoa; Arthropoda; Insecta; Lepidoptera; Noctuidae
Source: RefSeq, a predicted model, not a curated record